GCUGAAGAGAGAAGACAGAAGACGAGACAGAUGAGACGACUUCAGAGAGACACGAUGUAGACAGUUGAGCAGAGGAACAGCUAGACAGGUGAACAGGUAUCCGGAUCAUCAUGUCCAUCAGUGUGAAUCUGAGGAGGAUCUCCAACCUACCGGGACGAUCUGACAGAAAGGUCGAACUCUGCUUCAGAGGUUUCACCCAUAAAACCAGAGUCCUGCAGUGUGAGAACCUGGCCAUCUUCAACGAGCAUUUCCGUUGGCCUCACUAUGGUAAAGUGAUCACAGACGAAGUUUUGUCCAUCAGUGUUUACAACUGCAGUAAAGUCUUCUCCAACAGACUCCUCGGUAAGCUUGUUGUCAGUCUCCAGCAUGUUGUUACUGCGGGGAGGCUGUUGCUACGGGAACCGCUCACAGAUGCUAACUACAGCCUGACUGAUAUCUAUAUUGAGUUGGAAAUUCGGUAUCAUCCAGUUGAAGGAACAGCAGGAAGCUGGGAGGGACACGACUUCCUGAAAGUCGAAGACAAAGAUGAAUCAGCUCUGGUCAUCAGGAAUGAAGCAUUUGAUGACCCUGAAAGUCAGCAGACUGUCGCUCGCCCAGGUCAGCUGGACAGAGAAGCUCGGCGUCUGGGGCGGAGCCUGGUCCAGACUGGGGAUGAAGAUGAAGACGAUGAUGAUGAUUAUGAUGAUGACCUGAUGGACAUGGAGACUUCCAACAUCAUCUUCACUCCUCUGCUGAGUCGUUGCAGACCGCUGACCAGAAGUGUUGCUGCGGGGACGCCCAGAGCCCAGAGCUUCCAGGUGAAUGUGAACAUCCUAGAGGCUCAGAAGCUGGUUGGAGUGAACAUCAACCCUGCAGUUUUCAUCAGAGUGGGAAAUCAGAAAAAACACACAGCAACGCAGAAAUCCACAAACUGCCCCUUCUACAAUGAGAACUUCCAGUUUGAGUUUCAGGAGGCUCCAGAGAUCCUCUUCGAUAAAGUCAUAGAGAUCAAGGUGUUCCACAGGCGGACUCUGGCCUUCCUGUUGACCCACAUUGGAACCUUUAAAAUUGACAUCGCCACCGUGUACAGCCAGCCAGACCACCGCUUCCACCAGAAGUGGGCUCCUCUCACCGACCCGGCAGACACCAGGUCAGGGAUCAAGGGUUACGUCAAGGCCAGUCUCAGUGUGCUGAUGAAGGGAGACGCUCUGAGCAUGUCCAGUCUGCCACCGCCCUCCUCGUCUGGAGCCAGCGAGGAGAUAGAAAAGAACCUGCUGCUUCCUCGUGGUAUGGCUUCUGAGCGUCCGUGGGCUCGGUUCCGUGUCCGGAUCUACAAGGCUGACGGUCUGCCCACCAUGGAGGCGGGGCUAAUGGCCAAGAUGUCAAAGGUCACUGACCGGACAGUCUUCAUUGAUCCCUAUGUAAAGGUGACCUUCGCUGGGCAACAGGGGGAGACGUCGGUCGCCAGUGCCACCAGCUAUCCAGUUUGGAACGAGGAGAUCUCCUUCAUUGAGCAGUUUCCUCCUCUGGCUCAGCGAAUCAGAGUCCAGAUCCUUGAUGACGCCAAGAUGGGAGACAUUGCCCUGGCAACACACUUCCUGGACCUGCAGCAGAUUUCUGACCCCACCAGGAACGGGUUUAACCCCACCUUUGGUCCAUGUUGGGUUAACCUGUACGGUUCUCCUCAGAACUCCACCCUCGGAGACGUUCACCAGGCUUUGAACCAGGGUCUGGGUGAAGGAAUCUUCUACCGCGGUCGCAUCCUCCUUGCUCUCUGCGUGGACGUUUACUCCUCCCCCUCCGCCGUCACCACAGAUACAGGCUCCAUCGCCUUGGGAAAGGUGAAAGGAGCGCUGGGGAAGCUAGGACUGAGGAAGAAGAGGAGCAGCAAGAAGACGAAGGAGGGUCACUUCCCGGCUGCCAGUGGAUUGGCUGACGAGUCAGGAGACGUGGGAGUUGAGGUACCAGAGGCUGUUACCGUGGAGGUCGAGGAGACCCAUCCACUCCCUGAGGGUUUCCUGGGAGAGAGGGAGGAUUUUCUGUUGUUCGCAUCUCUGUUUGAAGUCACUAUGAUGGACCCAUCUGUAGGAACCACACCGAUGACCUUUGAACUCUCUAUAGGGAAUUAUGGGAAGGCAGUGGGCAUUGGGAAAUCCAAGAAGAGCCAGAGCAGGGAGGAGCUGAGGAGGAGCAGGGAGGAUCUAAAUGAGGAGGUGCAGGGUCUUCUGGAGUCAGAGGAGGAGCUGGACAGAGAGGAGGUGCUGAGUCCCGAACCUGAGAUGAGAUCUGUGUCUGCUGCCAUGAGACCCCAGCCCACCGAGUACGACAGGUCGUUCCAGUGUCUUCCUCUCCAGCCCCCUUCUGUGAAACAGAAGCCUUGUCUGUUUGUCUGGAGUCAGUUUGAAGAUCACAGCUUUCGUCUCUAUCAGGCUAACUGGCUCAGCAAGAUGGCCGACAGGCUGGAGAUUGGCCUUGAUGAGGUGGAACGUCUCUUGAGGAGGCCAAGGAGUAAUGCUAAGGAGCGUUUUGUGGAGGUGCUGCUGCAGCUGGUGGCCUGCUGCAAACAGUUUAGUGUUUUCUCAGACAGGAGGUCUCAGUCUCGUCCCAACAACCUGGACAGAUGCAGGAAGGAGUUUAUCAAGAAGAAUUUGGUCUUGGUGGCCAGACAGGCAGUGAGGGCCAGACGGAGGUUCACCAGGCGGACGGCCAAACAGCGUUUGAUGGAUGGCAGGAAACUCCUGAAGAAACUCCGCCUACUGGCUAAAGAGCCCCAGACCACCAUCCCGGAUGUGUUUCUAUGGUUACUGAGUGGAAGCAAGCGACUAGCUUACGUCAGGAUCCCCGCCUACUCCAUCCUCUUCUCAAUGGUGGAGGAGCAGAGGGGGCGGGACUGUGGUAGAGUCACCACCCUCUACAUGAAGUCUCCAGGAGGUUCAGCAAGUGAGAUCUUUGCGAAACUGGAGGUCUACCUGUGGCUCGGUUUGGCCAAGUACAGUAAAGAGGUCAUCACCAGCUUGCCAGAGGAAUUUUUGCCGGUCUAUGAAGAGGAGGAGGAGGAGCAGAGGAGGCUGGUCUCCAUGGGGAUGAGGAAACUUCCUGUCAGUCUGUCCUGCCAGGACAGCAGGUACUUCCAGCUACGAUGUCACCUGUACCAGGGGCGUAGCCUUAUGGCUGCUGAUGAUGACGGCCUAUCAGAUCCUUUCGCCAAAGUCCUAUUCUCUACACAGUGCCAGGUCACCAGGGUGUUGUUUGGCACUCUCUCUCCAGCCUGGUGUGAGUGUUUGUUGUUUGACAGAGUUCUGCUGGAGGGAACGAGGGAGCAGCUCCAACAAGACCCACCCCUCAUCAUCAUCAACAUCUACGACUACAACACCAUGGGCAGUCCGAAGCCUCUGGGUCGGGCGUUUGCCGAGCCAGAGUUUAAAACUGUGGAGCAGUUCUACCAGAAGCCCCAUCUCCGUUUCUAUGAUAUCAGCAUGGGGAGGGCCCCUGCUGGCGAGCUGUUGGCCGCCUUCGAGCUCAUCGAGCUGGACUACUCUGGGUUUGGAGAGCCAUGUCUCCCCAGCAGUGUGGAGCCUAAGGAGGUGACCUACCUGGAGGAGCAGAGAUGUUACAUCAUCCCAGAAGGAGUCCGACCUGUUCUGAAGACCUUCAGGAUUGAGGUGCUGUUCUGGGGUCUGCGGGACCUGAAGCGGGUGGAGCUGUUUGAGGUGACACGUCCUCUUGUGAGGAUGGAGUGUGCAGGACGACAGCUGGAGUCUGAAGAGAUCGAGGGCUACAAGACUCACCCCAACUUCAAAGAGCUGGUCCGCUAUAUUGACGUGGAGCUGCCGGAGCAGGCCUACCUCCACCCUCCUCUGACGUUGUUCGUGGUAGAGCAUCGGGCAUUUGGUCGGCUCGCUCUGGUCGGGUCCCACAUGGUCCAGAGCCUCAUGCACUACGCCCCGCCUGAGCUCGGGGGGGAGCCAGAGGAGGAGGAGGAAGAGCCAAAACCAAAACCAAAGGUGAAGCAGAAUUUGAUGAAGGUCAACACUCUGAUGUCAGUGAAGGAUAUUGGACUCAGUGGCCUGUCAAUUAAACAGUCAAAGAUUCCCAUCAACCCCAUCAAGCUGGUUAACGCUCCUCUGAAGAAGCUCAUGAAAAAGGGGGAGGAGCUAGAGGAGGAGCCGCCUGAGCAGGAGGAGUUGGAUUGGUGGUCCAAAUACUACGCUUCACUGAAGGAGUUGGACACACUGGCUGCUGAGAAGGAGGAGAUGGAGGAACAAGCAGAGACAGAUGGAGGGAAUCUGACCAUGGCGAACAUCGAAGAGGAGGAGGAGGAUGUCGUGGAGGUGGAGACUGUGCCACCCAAACGCAAGAAUAUUGCAACACUAAAGCUGUAUGGAGGUGAUCUGGAGUCAGAGUUCGGUCAGUUUCAGGACUGGCUGCAGAUCUUCCCGCUGUACAAAGGCAGAACAAGUGGUGAGGAUGAGGAGGAUGAUGAUGAAGAGAGGCUGAUGGGAAAAUACAAGGGCUCCUUCCUGGUUUAUCCGAUUGAUUCAGGAAACGAAGAAGACAUCAAGUGUCAGAUCACCAAUGGAAUCCCCAAAAACUCACCAAUCAAAGUCUUGGUCCGAGUCUACAUCGUUAAGGCCACCAGUCUGGCUCCCACAGACCCAAAUGGUAAAUCCGAUCCGUAUCUGGUGGUCCGAGCUGGACAACAAAGUCUGGACACCAAAGAUCGAUACAUCCCCAAACAGCUCAACCCCACGUUUGGAGAGGUGUUUGAAUUCACAGUGUCUUUCCCGCUGGAUACAGAGUUGGUUAUCUCAGUGAUGGACCACGAUCUUGUGGGGUCUGAUGACGUCAUUGGCGAAACACGGAUUGACCUGGAGAACCGGUUCUACAGCCGCCACAGAGCCUGCUGUGGUCUGGCUCUUUACUAUGACACUGACGGUUACAAUAAGUGGCGUGAUGGGAAGAAGCCAUCGGCCAUCUUGGCUGAGCUCUGCAGGGAGAACGGCAUCCCGUCUCCAGAGUACAGAACAUCUGAGGUCAAAGUCCUCAACAAAAUCUUCAAGAUCCCACCUGACGCAGUACCUGAAGUUCUGCUGAAGAAGAACCAGCGAACCCCAGAGGAGGAGGCAGAGAUGGAGGAGCACGCCGCCCUGAGCGUGCUGCAGCACUGGGGGGAGAUGAAUGAGUUCCUCCCCGGAGCCAUUCCUCUGGUCCCAGAGCAUGUGGAGAUCCGGUCCCUGCUGAACCCGGACAAACCUGGACUACCACAGGGUUACCUUCAUAUGUGGGUGGACAUGUUUCCUACUGAUGUCCCGGCUCCACCCCCUGUUGACAUCAAGCCCCGCCUACCCGAACAGUAUGAGAUGCGUGUGAUCAUCUGGAACACUGAUGACGUGUUUCUGGACGAUGUCAACCCGUUCACCGGUGAUCCGUCCUCCGACAUCUACGUUAAAGGCUGGAUAAAGGGACUGGAAGGAGACAAACAGGAGACUGAUGUCCACUUCAACUCCCUAACUGGAGAAGGAAACUUUAACUGGAGAUUUGUGUUCCGCUUCGACUACCUUCCUACUGAGAAAGAGGUGGUGUAUAAGAAGAAGGAGUCCAUUUUCUCUCUGGAGGAGUCGGAGUUUCGACAGCCGGCUGUUCUGACACUGCAGGUCUGGGACUACGACCGAAUCGCUUCCAACGACUUUCUGGGCUCCAUAGAGUUAAGUCUCAACGACAUGGUGCGAGCAGCAAAGUCAUCCAGUAAGUGUACGAUCGAGAUGGCGAAGGAACGGGCCAGCCCUCGAUUCUCCAUCUUUCGCGCCAAGAAGAUGAAGGGCUGGUGGCCGCUGACCCGCAUGAAGACAGCCGAGGACUUUGAGAGGGAGGAGAAGGAGAAGGAGGAGGCCAAGAAGAAGGGACGCAAGAAGAAGAAGAACAAAGACAAGAGGAGCAAUAUGCGACAGGAGGACAUCCAGUACACCGACAGCAGCGGCAACACUUUCCUGCUAAUGGGGAAGGUGGAGGCGGAGCUUCAGCUAGUGACGUUAGAGCAGGCGGAGGCCAACCCUGUGGGGCGGGCCCGCAAGGAGCCGGAGCCUCUGGACAAACCAAAUCGUCCCACCACCAGCUUCAACUGGUUCGUCAACCCGAUGAAAACCUUCAUCUUCCUCAUCUGGAAGAAGUUCAAGAAGUUCAUCAUCGCUCUGGUCAUCCUUGUCAUCGUCAUGCUCUUCCUCGCCCUCAUCGUCUACACGCUGCCGCAACAAAUCUCCUCCCGCAUUGUCAACGGAUGAAGAAACCUGCAGGGAGUCUUCGUCGCCUCCUCCUGAGUGUCACAGACUGUCUCAGGUUUCUGAUCCUAAACUGAUCCAGAUUACAACAGACUGAAGUCAUAUUUAGCCUGAUUUCUAUGGAACCAGUCAGUAAAACUCAUUAUUUAAUAUGUUUACUCUGACUGCACUACAUUACCCAGCAUCCUUGUUUAUAGAAACACAGCCUGGGUCAUGGGAGCUAUAAUCAGGGAUCUGUUUUACUGUGAGAUUCAUCCAUCAUCAGUGGAAAUUACUGGACACCUAUUACUGCAGAUUUAAGUCACAUAUUUAUAUUGUGUAAAUUAAAGAUUGUUUGACUCUUGCAGCACAGGUCAGACUUGUUCUGGACAUACAGCACAAAUCUGACUGGAUAAAUCAGCACCUUUCCUAAACAUAAAUAUAACUCAUAACAUUUUGUGUACAAGUGUAAUUGGUUGAUUAAAUAUAACUGUGGUAGCAAAUUAAAUAAGUAAAUAAAAUAGAUAAGUACAUAACUAUAAUUUUGACUCAUAACUGACAUUGAUAUUUGUACCAGUUUCAUCCUUUAGCUGUUAGCUUAUUUCUGAGUAAAUAAAUUAAUAAAUAUUAAUAUCAGUCA
Siniperca chuatsi (mandarin fish) is the source of this 6873-nucleotide messenger RNA. RefSeq names its product fer-1 like family member 4 (gene fer1l4). Gene Ontology annotation, cellular component: membrane. Lineage: Eukaryota; Metazoa; Chordata; Actinopteri; Centrarchiformes; Sinipercidae. Bases 111 to 6257 code for a protein of 2048 amino acids. The record is from RefSeq and is a predicted model, not a curated record. Gene Ontology annotation, biological process: plasma membrane organization. The transcript has 49 exons.